AUGAACUGCUCAUCCCACUAUUCGGAAUCUAUCGACAAUGAUGACCGCACUAACACCAAGCUUGUUCACUUCCACCAAAUGAGCAACGACGACCCCCCUGAGAAGGCGGUGGAGCCAUCGAUAAGGCCUUCACCCUACUGGAAUCUAUUCACAUGCUUUGAUAUCUUCCGGCCACGGAAGACAACAAAAUUGAAUGCAGAACAAGCGAGACGUCUUGACCUUGAACAAAGAACUUCGACACCUUCAAUAAUCACCGCUCUAUCAUUUGCAAAGAUGGGGUCUCAAGUCGAUGCUACUCCGUAUGCUUGGCCAAUCAGUGGCGGCAUGAAUCCCAUGACUACUGCUCUUGUCAUCAUUGAUAUGCAAAAGGACUUCUGCUCCUCCGAAGGCUACUUGGUUCACCAAGGCUAUUCCAUCGCUCCAGCCCGCGCAGUAAUUCCACGCAUCAAAGAACUCCUCACCAUCUUCCGCACUCUCAACUUCCCAAUCUACCACACCCGCGAAGGCCACCGUCCCGACCUCUCCACCCUUUCCGCACGCGAAUUAGCCCGCAGCAGGAACAACCCUUCCGGCCUCGGCAUCGGCGACAAAGGGCCCCUAGGUCGGCUGCUUGUUCGAGGUGAAUCAGGCCAUGAUAUCAUUCCUGAGCUGUAUCCCCUCGAGGGUGAGCAAAUCAUCGACAAGCCCGGCCGCAGUGCUUUCCAGCAUACUGAUUUCAAGCUCAUGUUGAAUAUCAGGGGUAUCAAGAACUUGGUCAUUUGUGGCGUUACCACGGAUGUUUGCGUGCAUAGCACGAUGCGAGAGGCCAACGAUAACAACUUUGAUUGCUUGCUCGUGGAGGAUGCGUCGGCUGCGAGCGAGGAGCUUCUUCAUGCUCAUGCGGUUGAGUCUGUGAAGGCUGAGGGUGGGAUUUUUGGUGCCGUGGCUACUGUGGAUAAGGUUCUGGAGGCUUUGGGUGCGAAGCAAGCUGGAAUGUUUGCGAAUGAUCAGAUCAAGAAUGAUGGUUGA
Messenger RNA from Lachnellula hyalina, 1008 nucleotides. Its product is annotated as Peroxyureidoacrylate/ureidoacrylate amidohydrolase. The transcript is spliced from 2 exons. NCBI's taxonomy places the organism in Eukaryota, Fungi, Ascomycota, Leotiomycetes, Helotiales, Lachnaceae. The record is from RefSeq and is a predicted model, not a curated record. The coding region runs from base 1 to 1008 and encodes 335 amino acids.